This is a messenger RNA of Siniperca chuatsi (mandarin fish), 3901 nucleotides long. RefSeq names its product coagulation factor XIII, A1 polypeptide b (gene f13a1b). Gene Ontology annotation, molecular function: protein-glutamine gamma-glutamyltransferase activity. The transcript has 15 exons. The coding region runs from base 189 to 2417 and encodes 742 amino acids. Gene Ontology annotation, biological process: peptide cross-linking; blood coagulation, fibrin clot formation. Lineage: Eukaryota; Metazoa; Chordata; Actinopteri; Centrarchiformes; Sinipercidae. The record is from RefSeq and is a predicted model, not a curated record.
ACACACACACACACACACACACACAUGGAUAGCUCUUCCUCUCCCCUGUAGGGUAUAUAAGCAGAAGCAGAAGUCUUCCAAGACGGAGCAGCAGCAGCAGCAGCAGACCAUCUCCAACCAACAGCAGCUUCUCUCUCCAACUUCUUCUGAGUCCUGCGACGGAUCAUCCACCUUGAACCAUCACCACCAUGUCUGAUCAAGGCGCCACCCCUACUCCCUCUCCUGCCCCCCCUGCUCCUACCGGACCCCCUCCCAAGGUGACGAACCGUGGCCGCACUGCAAUUCCCAUCGCCAGCUCCAACUCUGACACAACGGACAUCCCUGAGUUUGAGCCCUUUGUUGCACCGGGCCCGAGAGGAUUUCCACCUCUGACUGAGUAUCUUGACAUCAUGGACGUGGACAUGAUGAGUAGGCCAGAUGAGAUCAACAAGAAGCAACACCACACCAUGUUGUUCAACUCUAACUAUCUCGUGGUCCGUCGAGGACAAGAGUUCCAGGUCAAGAUCAACUUCAGUCGUCCCUACAAACCUGCUGAAGACAAGUUUGCUGUGGAGUUUACCAUCGGCUCCAGCCCUCACUACAGCAAGGGCACCUAUAUUCCUGUCUUCCCCACCAAGGAGCGGAAGAGCCCCUGGGAAGGCCGCAUCACAAACACCUCUGACAAUUCGGUCACCAUGGGCAUCACUCCUGCAGCAAACUGCAUUGUGGGGAAGUACCACUUGUACGUCGCUGUGGUGACGCCCUUCGGCAUCCGCAGGACCAGACGGGACAACAGCCGAGACCUCUACAUCCUCUUCAAUCCCUGGGUGGCAGCUGAUGCUGUGUUUCUGGAUGAUGAGGAAGAGAGGCAGGAGUGCGUGAUGACUGAGAUGGGGAUCAUCUACCACGGUGCAUUCGAUGACAUCGCUGAGAGAAACUGGAACUAUGGACAGUUUAACUAUGGAGUCCUGGAUGCCUGUCUGUACAUCAUGGACAGGUCUGAGAUGCCAAUCACCAACAGGGGAGACCCCAUCAAAGUGACCAGAAAGGCCUCUGCUAUGCUGAACUCUCAUGACGAUGAAGGCGUGCUGGUGGGGAACUGGAGUGGCGACUACACCUACGGAGUGGCGCCCACUUCCUGGACUGGCAGCACAGACAUCCUACUCAGCUACGCCAGCAGCAAGAUGCCUGUCUGCUACGCUCAGUGCUGGGUCUACGCCGCCAUCUUCAACACCUUCCUGCGCUGUCUGGGCAUCCCAUCGCGGGUCGUCACCAACUACUACUCUGCUCAUGACAACGAUGGAAACCUGAAGACUGACAUCAUCCUGGAGGAGAAUGGCAGGAUCGACCGUGGUCGCACCAGAGACUCUAUCUGGAACUAUCACUGCUGGAAUGAGUGCUACAUGUCCAGACCAGACCUCCCAACUGGCUUUGGAGGCUGGCAGGUUGUGGAUGCAACACCACAGGAGACCAGUGAUGGCAUGUACAGAUGUGGUCCUGCAUCAGUUCAGGCCAUCAAACAUGGGCAGAUAUGCUUUCCAUUUGAUGCUGCCUUUGUGUUUGCUGAGGUCAACAGCGAUGUGGUGUUUUAUUCCCGGAGUAAAGAUGGGACCAUGGAGCCAGUCAAAGUGAACCGGACUCAUGUAGGCCGCAUGAUUUUGACCAAAGCUGCAGGAGAUGUGACCCGCCGUGACAUCACAGAUCAAUACAAGUUUCCUGAAGGCAGUAAGGAGGAGCGGACCGUUCUGGAAAAAGCAGAGGAGUACGGCUGUAAACAAGAGAAGUCCAACCCUCCUAUGGCUGACGUGGACCUGGUCCUGCCCACCCUGGAGAUCAGUGUGGGUGACGACUUCGACCUGAACCUGGAGUUUAUAAACCGCAGCGACCAGCGCCGCAUCGUGGACACCUACAUCAGCGGGACCGUGGUGUAUUACACCGGAGUCACCGGUUACGAGUUCCUGUUCAGGAAUCCCACUGUUACAAUUGGCCCCAACAACAGUGUGAAGGAGUUGGUGGUGGUCGAGUCAAAGAACUAUAUGAAGCAUCUGGUGGAACAGGCAAACCUCCACUUUAUUGCUACUGGGAAGGUCAAGGAGACUGGCCAGAUCGUCACUGCCAUGAAAGUCGUCACCCUGCGCACUCCCAAACUCACCAUUGUGGUGUCUGAAGGGGGGAAAGUGAAUGAAGAGAUGAUGGCGACUGUGGAGUUCACAAACCCCUUCACCUUCAGCCUGGAGGGCGUCUACAUUCGCAUGGAAGGACCCGGGAUCAUGCUGCCCAAGUCGAAAUACUACAGUCUGAUCACAGGAGGCUCCUCCCUGACCUGGACCGAGUUUUUCACCCCACAGAGGGCUGGCAGCACCAGGGUGAUCGCUACUCUGGACUGUCCCGCUCUCAGGCAGGUCGCUGGCCAGGCGUCUGUCACCAUCGAGCCCUGAGGAUCCCUGUAGGAUCACUGAGGCCAGACAUCUUUCAACUCACUUACACUUCAGCCCAAAUAUAGACCUAUAACAUAUUAAGUGUAUACAGUUUAAUAGGUGUAGCUUCAGCAUUUAUGCUAACAAUGGGGAUGGUUUUAGUCACAAGCAAAGAGUGUGCAGAUCUCUUAGAUCUAAAAGAUAGUCAUUUUUAAAAGUGCAAUUUGUUAAUGCAAGUUUAAAAAGAGGCUAAUUAACACAUUUUUGUACCAUAUCAAACAUUUUGACAGUUAAAGGGCAACUGUUUUAUGAUAAAGAAUCAGUUCAACUCAAAUCUAUGAUUAGUAGUGUAAGUACAGUGAGUUUGGCUGUCUUCGAAAUCACUCCUUCAUUUAAUCAUUCACUACUCCCUAUAUAAUAAGACCCUUUAUAGUUUACUCUAUAGUGAGCAGUAAACUGAGAUUUCAGACACUAAUAAAUCAUCGUUAUUUUGGAUCAUCACUGAGAAUUGUCAUAUCCCCCAGACUGUUAAUUUUCACAUCUGUAAAACGCAGUGCACUGCAUUGUGGCAUUUUGGCCAUUGACGCUGCUUUUGUUGUUCAGUUGUGGAAUUUUUGAGGGCACUAUGUAGUGUCUAAAUUUCACACUCAGAAUUCAGAAACAAAUAAAAUGGCAGAGAGUAAAUAUAGGGCACUAUAGAGUAAAUAGGUGCGAGAUGUCGGACACAGCCUGUUUAUUUUAACGCUGCAUUAAUCAAAAUCAGAAUUACUCCAAAGCUGAAAGACACACACAGUCCUGAUAUAUUAAUGUCUUAUGAAGUCAAUAGGGCUAACAUGUUAGCAAAAAUUGCCUCCUUACAAGUCCAACAGACACAGAGCAACAUUAUCAACCCACCUGUUUUCUGGUGUUCUGAUGUAUUUAAGUCUAAUAUUCACUCUCCUUUUAGUUUAAGUCUCCACCAACUCCUGAGAAAAAUAUCUGGGUCAAUAUUUGCUAAGUGUUCAAUUUUCUUCACCAGCUAGUUGCUAACUUUGUCUGUCUGCCGUUUGGUGCCAGGUAGGUUUUUUGCAAUGGAUUUAUCAGAGCUGGGUUUCCUGAAAAUGGCUUCCUGCAGCUGCUAGAAUAAGGGUUGAUUGGGGCAGUGAGACUGAACAAAAAAGCAAUUGUGCCAUAAAACCGAAACAAUGAGCCAAAAGAGGCUAAAAAGUGCAACAGAACUGCAGAGUUGGGUGAUAAUUCUCUGUGGAUGUGAGAUAUGAGCGACCCAUUUGAUGAUAUGUUUAAUUUAAUAUAGAAAAUAUUGAUUAAUGCAGCUUCAACUUAAUUUUCUAAAUUUUCUCCCACUAUGCAACUAUUAAACUGAAGUGUUAAUGUUUCUGCUUGAGUACCGUAAAGAUCUCUUUCCACCUCUAUAUAUCAGUAUACAAAAUUUGUUUCUUCCCAUUUUUUCUUUGUACAAGAACAAAUGCAAAUAUCAACUAAAUAAAAGAUUCCCUAUAAGUGUG